Messenger RNA from Scleropages formosus (Asian bonytongue), 1521 nucleotides. RefSeq names its product dual specificity phosphatase 12 (gene dusp12). Gene Ontology annotation, biological process: protein dephosphorylation. The transcript is spliced from 7 exons. Gene Ontology annotation, molecular function: protein tyrosine/serine/threonine phosphatase activity. The record is from RefSeq and is a predicted model, not a curated record. The coding region runs from base 340 to 1263 and encodes 307 amino acids. Gene Ontology annotation, cellular component: nucleus. Lineage: Eukaryota; Metazoa; Chordata; Actinopteri; Osteoglossiformes; Osteoglossidae.
CGCCGAGCGCCUCCUCGGGCCUGCUGACACGGUGUCUGUGGGAGCGCCUCUUCGAAAGCGUCGCAACACAGUAGUUUCCCGAAACGGACUUGAGUUUUUCCUCUUACUCUGAAACUUCAGCCGUCUAUCCGGAACUACUGUUGGACGUACCGGCUGUCACGUCGGACGAUUUCGAGUCGGAACAGGAGUGACUGCAGCCACGUGAGUGCUUCCCCUUCCCCGCCUGCUGCUGCUGUUGCUGCUGCUGCCGUGGACGUCAGCGCCUAUCGUUUUGUCAACACGCUGAAGAAAAGGACGCGCUCGGAGUGGGAGCGUCCACAGCGCGCGGCGGAGGGGGAGAUGAUUGCUGUGGAAAGCGGGCUGUACAUCGGAGCCGCCUCGGACCUGCGGCACUGCCAGGAGCUGCUCGGCGCCGGGGUCACACACGUCCUCACUGUGGAUUCGGAAGAGCCGCACGUAGCCGCGCUCUUCCGCACGCACUUCGUCCGCGCUCUGGACGAGCCCGCGUGCGACCUGCUGAGCUCUUUCGACGAGUGCGCGCGCUUCAUCGCGGACGCCCUACGGACGGGUUGCGGGGCAGUCCUCGUGCACUGUCACGCGGGCCAGAGCCGGAGCGCCGCCGUGGUCGCCGCCUUCCUCAUGAAAAGGCGCGGGCUGAGCGCGACGGACGCCCGCUCUCGACUGCGCACCAUCAAGCCCGACGUUCAGAUAAAUGAAGAGUUUCUGCGGCAGCUGGAGUUGUACGAAUUAAUGAACUGUGAAGUGGACUUUACCAGCCCUGUGUAUAAACAAUACAGACUGCAGAAAAUCACAGAGAAAUACCCAGAGCUUCAGUCCGUGCCAAAGGAGGUGUUUGCCACUGACCCCUCGACCGCAGACGCUCCAAGCAGUGAGGUCAUUUAUAGAUGCAGGAAAUGUCGACGUACCCUGUUUCGCAGCUCUAGUAUUCUCAGUCACGAUGCUGGGGGUGGUCCUGCUGCGUUUGCUCAUAAGAAGUCACUGAAAGGGUCCCGCAACGACGCAGGGUGUAUGGAUCCAACGCAGUGCACUUCCUACUUCAUUGAGCCUGUUCAGUGGAUGGAACAGGCACUGCUGGGUGUUCUGGAUGGACAGCUCUUGUGCCCAAAGUGUAGUUCCAAGCUCGGUUCAUUCAACUGGUACGGCGAGCAGUGCUCCUGCGGUCGAUGGGUGACGCCCGCUUUCCAGAUUCAUAAAAACCGAGUUGAUGAAAUCAAGCACAUCAACAUAUCUGCCCUUAAAUAAUGGAACAAAGAAUUGAUUUCAAGCCCUACCUUCGAGUCUCGUAGCAAGGAUUUGCCAAACUGUCGGCUGUUAGUCAUGUUUCAAAGCCAUUUUUUGUUUGUCAGUAAACUCUUUGUUCAGCACAAAGAUAAUUUAGUUCCCACUGUUUACGUGUAUUUCAUGUACAGUUCUAACUUUUAUUACAUUUUUAAGAACUCUUUCCAGAUAUAUCAACAGUAUUCAGAUGUAGUAUUCAGUAAAUAAAGGAUGUCAAAACUG